Messenger RNA from Setaria italica (foxtail millet), 5677 nucleotides. Its product is annotated as putative receptor-like protein kinase At3g47110. Gene Ontology annotation, biological process: protein phosphorylation. NCBI's taxonomy places the organism in Eukaryota, Viridiplantae, Streptophyta, Magnoliopsida, Poales, Poaceae. The record is from RefSeq and is a predicted model, not a curated record. The transcript is spliced from 2 exons. Bases 2396 to 5494 code for a protein of 1032 amino acids. Gene Ontology annotation, molecular function: protein kinase activity; ATP binding; protein binding.
AGGAUUGCACCCCUGCCAGCCGAACGAGGCCUCAGCCUCUUCUUUAACCCGGCACCUCCAGCAACCCUGUCUUUCCCCUCCACCAUUGCUCAGCCGAACCGAGCUCCUCCGCACGGCCGAUUCGUCGCGCCCGCGCCACCACCUCCAAGUUCGUCGUGCCUAGACCUCCGUCUCCACUCCAAGUUGACCGACGGCCGAACUCGCCAUCGCCGGCCUCGCGGCGCGGACUUGCCUCGUGCUCUCCAUAUGGAAGACUGUUGUACGGUCCAACCUAUUGUCUUCGUCAGUCUUGGACUGAUGUCAUGGUGUUUCAAUACUUGUGGUGAGAACCUCAGCGAUUUUUUUUUCAAUUACCAAAAUUCCUGAAAAUGCUCUUUAAGAUGCGUCAUCUUGGCUUCUUGCUCGUAAAUUUAUUGUAUUCAGAUUGUUCCAACAUUAGCUAAAGGGUUGUUAGCUUCGGUUACAAUUUUAAAAAUUGAGUCAGUUCUGAAAGUAAAACUUCCUCGGAGAAUUGGCGAUUUCGGUGGUGAAAAUGAUGUUUAUAGUCCAUAACACAGAUCCUCGCAAAGAAAAUAGUUGAUAUUAUAGAUAUUAUAUUUGGUUCCUAUACUUUUUCUUUUCAUUUUCGCGCCCUAAAAUGUAAUAUUGUAGUAUCAUAUAUUUUUCUAAGUCGUCAUUUUCCGAACUGCAAACACUUAAAAUAACUGUUCAAACAUCAUUAUUACCUUGAACCACUGGAAUGACACCAAUUACUUUGUAAUUCAGGUUUAUUGUUUUGAUCAUAGUUUGACUAUAAUACUGCCUAUUCCUGGUAAAAAUAUCUGCGGUUCAUUAUUUUUAAAUAUAUUAUCUAUGGAAAAUAUCAAAGUUGACUGUAAGAGCAACUCCAAGAAACCCCUUAUAACAAUCCGAAAACCAAAUUUAGGGAGAAAAAGAAAAAUUCCAAACUCCAACAGCUUCCCCAUCGUUACCCAAAAAAUACGACAACUCGAAUCUGACCUCCGUUCUCCCGCAUAUUUGCGCGAGCUGGCGCUUCCCCCAAUCGCCCCCUGCGCGCUCAUCCUUUCCCGCGCGCCAACCGUUUUCUGCUAGCGACGGCACGACCGAUUUCGGAAGGCGAGCGUCGACGGUGAGCUGGGCGAAGGUGCCAUCCACUUUUCCCCAACUCCAAAUCGGCAGCAAUCAACUCACCUUGGUUCCCAAAUCAACGCAGCUCUCCUUCCAGCGGCAGCGACGACCCGCCUCCUCACCUCCUCUGCGCCCCGCCUGCCGGAGGCUCCGUACCUCCGCUGCACCCGAGCGGCCCCCCUUGUUGCGCCCUGGCAGCCACCUCCCUUCCUCUGUGACGUGCCGGAGUCCAACCCGCAAGUCUCCCUCUUCUCCGGGGCAGCACGCGCGGAAGUAGCGUGGGAGAAGCACAUGUGCUCACGUGGGAGAGGAGUCCGCCGACGCUGAUUUUCCCGCUACCCACGAACUGUUAGACUCUGCUUUCUCAUGGUGAAAGAUAAGGCAUUCUGGCUGGGCGUCCAUGGCCGCGAGCGCCCACACAUGGGCUGCUCAAUGCCCUACGGCUGGGCAUGGCAUAGCACGUGGCCGGGAUGGGGAUGGGAUUCAACAGGUGGCGCUGGGGUAGUCCUCAUCCUCGUCUCGUCCCCUGCUGUCCUCUGCUUCACUUCUUCUAUAAAAUGGCAGAAGAUGCUUGGCUCUGCUUGUCUAGCAUUAGCUUCGGUUAACCUGCUUGUCUUCUCUCACACGAAGCUGGAGCACGAGGGACUUCAUGGAGCGAGACUUGGGCUUGAGACAGGUGGCAAUUUUUCGCCUGCUGCUGUGGUUUGAUCAUCAGAUGGAUCAUACUGUUGCAAGCGAUCGAAGGCCUUUAAUGUUGAGAGUUUGAUGUUGAAUUGACGUCGUACCAAUGGAUGAUAGAUGCUUUUCUGAGAGCAGGGCAGUCCCAGCGGAUAUAAUACGGUUCAGCACAGCCCAACUCUUGCAUAGGCAACCAUAGUGCGAAAGCGCGAAAACACUUCGGCGGAGGAACGGGGCAGCCCAGCUCAGGGUCACGCAUAUUGAUGCGGCAAAUUUUAAAAUAUUGGAUAAUUUAUUAUUGGGAAUCCGUUGUGGAAUAGCAUGAUUUUGGGCAAAGAAAUUUUUAAUAGAAUACCCAAUACAUGAUUUUGAGGAAGAAUUUUUUGAUAGACCCUCGGAGAUGCUCUAAAGUCCAGUAGACCACUGACAACCAUUGGCCACGUUUUGUUUACAAGUCUUUGCGUUUCCCAUCCAAGUAUUGAUCAUCCCAGCUGGUCUGUAGACCAGUCAGCGGGGAGAAGAUUCCAGGUCUACUUAAUUUUGAGUACGAGUGAAGGGGAAAGAAACACACACUUCAAGGCUCGGAGAGAUGGCUCAUGUACUCACCUUCUUUCUCGUGGCCCAUCAACUCAUCUUCCUGUCCAAUCCCGCUGCAAUUUUAGCUGCAGAAUCGGCCAACGGAUCCGAGAUCGACAGGCAAGCCCUCCUCUCCUUCCGGCAAGGCAUCACCAGUGAUCCCCUUGGCGUCCUGAGCUCAUGGGGCAACAACUCGCUCUACUGCAGCUGGAGAGGUGUUGCAUGUGGUAAGUCUCCUCCAUUCCGCGUCGUUUCACUGCAGCUGAACUCUCUGCAGUUGGCUGGGGAAUUGUCGCCUUCUCUUGCUAACCUUACCUCAGUAACACGGUUAGAUCUCGGAAACAAUUUGUUUUCUGGAGGCAUCCCUAAGGAGUUGGGCAAUAGCAUGUCCCUCAGCUAUGUCAAUCUUGCAAACAACAGUCUUACUGGUGUUAUCCCUCACUCGUUGGCCAGUAGCUCCUCACUCAGCAAGUUAAUCCUCUCACACAAUAACCUCACAGGAGCGAUCCCUACUACUUUGUUUACUAACUCAUCUAGACUUACUACGGUUGAUCUCCAGAGGAAUUCUUUGGCUGGUUUUAUCCCUCCAUUUGAUAAGGUCACAUCCCUCAAGUACCUUUGUGUUACUGAGAAUUUCUUUUCUGGAAGCAUACCUCCUUCAAUAGGAAAUGUUUCUUCUCUCCUCUUUAUGUUACUAGGCCAAAAUAUACUUACAGGAUCAAUUCCAGAAAGUUUGCGGCACAUUUCGAAACUUCUUGAACUGGAUCUGAGUUUCAAUAGCUUGUCAGGGCAUGUCCCCCUGCCUCUUUACAAUAUGUCUUCACCCAGAUACUUCAGCUUAGGCAGCAACGGCCUUGUUGGGCAGUUACCAUCUGACAUUGGUUACUCACUACCAAAUCUCCAAGUCCUUAUCAUGCAAAGCAACAAUCUGGUGGGCUUGAUCCCUCCUUCACUAGAAAACGCGUCAAAUCUCCAAGUUCUUGACCUUUCAAAUAACUCCCUGCAUGGCCGUGUUCCAUCUCUUGGAUCGUUAGCAAAAUUGCAUCAGGUGCUUUUAGGAAUGAAUCAGCUAGAAGCAUAUCAUUGGCAAUUCCUUGCCUCCCUAACAAAUUGCACCCAGCUGACAAAAUUGUCCUUGGAGGGAAAUAUGCUGAAUGGCAGCCUACCUAGAUCAAUCGGUAAUCUUUCCACAAGCCUUGAAUAUUUGUUUCUUGGGUCGAACAGAAUAUCAGGCUCUAUACCUGUUGAGAUAAACAAUCUUGUUAAUCUCACUGCGCUUAGCAUGGAAAACAAUUUGCUCUCAGGAAGCAUACCAACUACAAUGGGGAACCUCCAGAGCCUAUUUAUCCUGAACCUAUCCAAGAAUAAAUUAUCAGGUCACAUCCCUUCCUCAAUCGGUAACAUUAGUCAAUUAGGAGAGCUUUUCCUUGAUGACAAUGAUUUGAGUGGAAACAUACCUAGUAGUUUAGGUCAGUGCUCGAUGAUGCUUCAGUUAAAUUUGUCAUCUAACAGCCUUGGGGGAUUGUUACCAAACGAACUAUUUGCUGGUCCUCCCCUUCCUUUGGGUGUGGACCUGUCCUUCAACAAUCUUACAGGGGAAUUACCAGAUCGUAUUGGCCGUAUGGAAACUACUGUUCUUAUAAAUAUCUCCAACAAUCUGAUCAAUGGAAGUAUUCGUCCAGCUUUAGGGGUGUUGCUGUCAAUCCAGUACCUUGACCUUUCUUGGAAUGACUUAUCUGGUAAUGUUCCGGAAUUCCUCGAGAACUUCACUCUGUUACAGAAACUCGAUCUCUCUCACAACAAUUUUGAUGGACCAAUUCCAACUGGUGGCUUGUUUCAAAAUUCAACUGUUGUAAUUUUGGAUGGCAACAAAGGACUCUGUUCAAGGUCUCCCACACCACUAGCACUGCCAAUUUGUGAUGUCGCCACUGAAUCAAAGAACCAUGGUGUUGCGCUGCUGCCACUGAUAGUGAUACCAUCAGUUAUUAUUGCUUUAAUAUUAUUGUUAUGGUUUGUGGUGACUCUUUGGAAGAAAAGAGUGUUUGAGUUUCCACGGUGGGAGGACAUAUUGAGAAUUAUCCGUUCCGUUGUCCAGACAAAGAGAAGAGAAGUGCAAGCUUUUCCAUGCAGCAACAAUGAAACACUAAAGAAGGUUUCAUAUGGUGACAUCUUGAAAGCUACCAAUUGCUUUUCUACGGUACAUACAAUCAGCUCAACCCGUACUGGAUCAGUUUAUGUUGGUAGGUUCAAAUAUGACAGGAGCCUAGUUGCUAUCAAAGUAUUCAACUUGAAUGAACCUGGAGCAUAUAAGAGUUACUUUAUUGAGUGCGAGGUGCUGCGGAGCACCCGUCAUCGCAAUUUAAUGCGACCUGUUACCCUAUGCUCGACGUUGGAUACAGAAAACCAUGAGUUCAAAGCACUAAUCUUCAAGUUCAUGGUUAAUGGAAGCCUUGAAAGAUGGUUGCACUGUGAGUACUACAGUGGUAUGCCGGAGAGAGUGUUAAGCUUAGGCCAGAGGAUAUGCAUUGCUGCAGAUGUGGCUUCUGCUCUCGAUUAUGUCCACAAUCAAGUUACUCCUCCUCUGGUUCAUUGUGAUUUGAAGCCAAGCAAUAUUCUUUUAGAUAUCGACAUGACCGCUCGUCUUGGUGACUUUGGGUCUGCAAAGUUUCUAUUUCCAGGUCUCAUUGUUCCAAAAAGCCUGGCCGAAGUUGGAGGAACAAUUGGCUACAUGGCUCCUGAGUACGGCAUGGGCUCCGAAAUCACCACAGGAGGUGAUGUAUACAGUUUUGGGGUUCUUCUUUUGGAGAUGAUAACGGGAAAGCAGCCGACCGAUGAUUUUUUUAUUGAUGGACUUAACCUUCACAAUUUUACUGACUCCAUGUUCCCAGAUAGACUUGCAGAGGUUGUAGAUCCUCAAAUGGUGCGUGAGGAAUCCCAACCGUGUACAGAGGUAUGGCUGCAGAGCUACAUUGCCCCCCUGGUUGCACUUGGUCUGUCAUGUUCCAUGGAAUCCCCGAGUGAUAGGCCUGGAAUGCGAGAUGUGUGCGCCAAACUCUCUGCUAUCAAAGAAAGUUUUCUGAAGUCUGAUGCUGAAAUUUUGAACUCUCAUUGACAGUGCUGGUAGGAUGUGUGUAUAUAGUUACUGAUUCAUAAUUGUUAACUGUGUAAUUUGCAAUAGGAAAACUAUCUAUUUUACGGACUGAAACACUGGUGUGCAGAACAGAUUAAGAGAUGGCAUGUUAUUUGCCGAGAAGAUUACUCAUUCCUAUGCGAAUAGCUGGUAUUAAGCGUGAUC